UAUUUCCUAAGCCGGUGACGUCACUACCUGUUCCUUGUUCCUCGUCAGCAACCCGGAAACGAGAGGCGCUAAUUGCUACAUGCUAGCAGCCCGCUGCCAUGAAAACACUGACGAUUAGCGGAGAGGGAGGCGACUUGUUCUAGACCCAGGACGCGACGCCGUCGAGCAGCCGCCCGUCAACGCAACUCUCACGGGCUAUAAUCGCUAAACGUUGCCCCGGGCGUGUCGUCGAGACCCGGGCAUCGGGGUCCGUCCAUCCUCCGCGUUAGCAGCCGCAGCGUUGCGGCGUUCUCGGUGGGGGAUGGCCGCGGCGCACAGAGCCGCUGUGGCGGCGUUAUGUCUACUCCUUCUCCUCCUGGAUGGCUGCGAGGCGAGGAUACACAAACUGGUGCUGAAGAAUGAAACUCGCUUUUUCGUCCAUCUCAACACGUUUGGCUUUUAUGCUAACGGGACAUUGGAUGUCAACCUGCGGUCUCUGCGCCUCCCUACCCAGCUGGUCAACUACAGCGUCUACCCGGUUGGAUUCAGCUUAUCCAGGUCCCGUGUGAGUGGAGUUCUGUCAUACCCAGCUGAAGAGACCGAGACAUGCCCUCUCACGCUCACCAAAGCGACCGAGGAACCCCUCAUCCUCUUUCUUGUUGAUAUCAACAGCCUUAGUGUCAAUGUCCGCGUCCUCGGAGAUCAAGACAACGUUUUGACCGCCAAACUGAAGGCUGAUAUGCAGACCAAAGUAAAAGGUCAGAGGUCAAGCAGGGAGGCUCCUGCCAACCCUCCUGCUGAGCCUGUGGAGCCGGCGAAAGAUGGUGAUAAAACAUCUGACAAAGUAGCAGAAAAAUCCAAGGCUAAAACAAAUGACGAGCCUGUGGAUCAAACUAAGAAGGAUCAAACGACGGGGGAUCAGACGGCAGUAAAUGCACUUCCCGAAUUCCAGCUCGACAAGACCAAACAGCUGACGUUAGCUUUGGAGAAAGUUAAUGACACCUACAACUUCAGCUUCCACCUGCUGGUGGGCUUGAUGGCUGAAGGCUUGUACAACUUCAACUUCUACUACUGUCAGAACAUGGUGCCUGGCAUAGAUAUUCCCUACUCCUUCACCCUGGAAGUGACCGAGAAGAAUCCAGGAGGCUUCUUGUCGGCAGCAGAAAUCCCGCUUUCUCGUCUCUACAUUGGCAUGGCCGGAAUCUUCUUCACCGCCGCCAUGGUGUGGGUGUACACGCUCAUGAAGCACAGGUACAGCGUGUUUAAGAUCCACUGGCUGAUGGCGGCGCUGGCAUUUACCAAGUCCAUUUCUUUGGUUUUCCACAGCAUCAACUAUCACUUCAUCAACACAGAAGGUCAUCCCAUCGAGGGCUGGGCGGUCAUGUACUACAUCACACACCUGCUCAAGGGGGCGCUCCUGUUCAUCACACUGGCGCUGAUUGGCACCGGCUGGGCUUUCGUCAAAUACAUUCUGUCUGACAAGGAGAAGAAGAUCUUCAUGAUUGUCAUUCCCCUGCAGGUACUGGCCAAUGUGGCCUACAUCAUCAUGGAGUCUACGGAGGAAGGUUCCAGCGAGUACCCUCUGUGGAAAGAAAUCCUCUUUCUGGUGGACCUCAUCUGCUGCGGCGCCAUCUUGUUCCCUGUCGUCUGGUCCAUCCGUCAUCUCCAAGAGGCUUCCAGCACCGACGGAAAAGCUGCCAUGAAUUUGGAGAAGCUCAAGCUCUUCCGCCACUAUUACGUCAUGAUCGUGUGUUACAUCUACUUCACGAGGAUCAUCGCCAUCCUGCUGAAGGUCACCAUGCCGUUCCGCUGGGAAUGGUUCUAUGAGUUCCUGGUGGAAGUUUCCACGCUGAUCUUUUUUGUCCUGACGGGAUACAAGUUCCGACCCGCUUCCAACAACCCGUACCUCCAGCUGCCGCAGGACGAGGAAGACGAAGAGAUGGAUGAAAUAGUGACUGAGUCAGGAGCCCUGGAGGGCAUUUCCAAAGUCAAGAAGACGUUGAACGGACGCGAGCGCCAAAAGGAAGCCACCUUGUGAGCGUGGGCGGGGCUUCAUUUGGGAGGGACAUGGACCCGAUAUGGCUUCCCACCCACGGACCACUGCUCCCACACCCUCCUACCCCUUUUUUCUUUUUUUUUGAAGAGCUCAGUGGUUCUAGUGGUCCUUCCUCCCCCCACUACCUGCCUAUGCAAACUGACUUUGUGUCUUUGGAGAACAUCCACAGACGGACGGACUGACGGAUGAACGGAUCCCCAAAGAUCAUUUUAGCUUUUUUGGGUGUGUGUUUCUAUUCAACACGAUACUUGCAUUAUUCCUUAUAUAUUGCGCGUGCUGAGAGAGGCGUUUCUUCGCUAGAACAUGCUCAGGUUCUCCCCACUGGCCAAUCAAGAUGCAGGCAACAUUCAGGGCGCUGCUGAUUGGUGGAGGCCACACAGUUCUGAUCAGGAUGUUUGAGCUUGUAAAUUUCACGAUCUGUACUUCUUGGUCCAUUUCAGUAUUGAUGUUGGACCGCCCGUCAUCGCCGCUGUAGUUUAGCGCUCCUAAACACUUUUUUGGGGGGUGGGGAGGGCGUCACUGCCACUGUUAGCAACGUAACUAAUUGCUUUUGUCUGCAUUUUUAGUAUUCUAUUCUGGAUAUGAUGCCUAUUUUAUUGAUGACUUUUGAGAAGUUAUUGCUAUUGAAAGGUCAGAAGAGUGUAAAUAAUCUUGGCCCCGCCCCCCUAUCAAAAAACAAAACCCACUUUGCGAUGAUUUAGUUUGAAUUUGAAUCAAAAGUGAGAAUGAGGCUACUGAGAUAUGACCACACACACAAUCCUCUUCACGUGUGUUGCCUUCCUGUGAGGACGCAAAUGUAACUUAACUCUAUAGCUUCAACUUUACUGAGGGAUUAUUUUUUUCAUGUUGGUGACCUGUCAAUAAUAAAGCUUGUGUUCUGGUGAACUUAA
Molecule: messenger RNA, 2925 nt
Organism: Nerophis ophidion (straightnose pipefish)
Lineage: Eukaryota; Metazoa; Chordata; Actinopteri; Syngnathiformes; Syngnathidae
Product: protein GPR108-like
Exons: 18
Coding region: 302-2017 (571 amino acids)
Biological process (GO): transport
Cellular component (GO): Golgi apparatus; membrane
Source: RefSeq, a predicted model, not a curated record